AUGUCUCCUUCCCCUUCUACCUAUGUCAGCAAGCCACAUUUGACCCAAUACACUUACACUUUAUCUAUUGUUAAUGCUGACAAGGAAAACCAAUCCCCACAUACACAUACAAAAAGGCCUAAUGAAUCAGUUUCAAUGAGAAAAUUCUUAAAAAGGUGUCGAGCUACAACCCCUUCGACUUUGUCAAGAGAAGACGGUUCUGAGGUGUUAGUUUCUGAUGUCCAAGAUUCUACCAUCUCCAAUGACUCAAGUGUGGUGGUUGCUCCCCGUGUUGGUCUAAGUGGUGGACUAAUGCAACUUUGGAAAAAUGAUGUGGAUGUUACCUUGCUCAAUUAUGGCUCCAGUUUCUUUGAUUGCUACUUAAAGAAUGAAGAUGAACCAAGCUUUCAUUUUAUAGGGUUCUAUGGUUCUCCGAAUAUUUAUAAUCGAUCAAGCUCUUUGACUUUGCUUAAGCGCUUAGCGGAUGUCGCUCCUCUUUCUCCAUGGCUUGCUAUUGGAGAAUUCAAUGAAAUCCUCUCUAACUCCAACAAGUCGGGCGGAGACCCUUUCACUUGGAUUAAGAACCGUUCAACUUUAAAUACAAUUAAGGAGCGCUUAGACAGGUGUUUUGUUAACAACCACUGGGAGAAUAAUUUCACUACUCCAACUGUGCAUCAUUUGGACUAUUACCAUCGGAUCAUCGUGCUAUUAUGGCUAUCUUCAACAUAUAAUCAACAACAGUCACUGAGCAUUAACUCAUGUGUUGAAUCUUUACAAUCAUGGCAUAUUCGAAAAUAUGGAAAAAUGAAAAAGAAGAUCAAUGCUUGCCAAGACAAAGUGACCAAUCUUAACAAUAUUACUGCCCAGACCAGCAGUGAUUUAAUUGAAUUGCUGAAAGUUGAAGCAAUUCUUGAAGACUUGCUCGAACAAAUCCAACAACAGAAUUAA
This is a messenger RNA of Cannabis sativa, 927 nucleotides long. RefSeq lists its product as uncharacterized. The coding region runs from base 1 to 927 and encodes 308 amino acids. The transcript is spliced from 4 exons. Lineage: Eukaryota; Viridiplantae; Streptophyta; Magnoliopsida; Rosales; Cannabaceae. The record is from RefSeq and is a predicted model, not a curated record.